AUGCGCGGGGGCUGCGCGGCGGCGCUGCCGCUGCCCUGGCUGGCGCUGCUGGCCCUGGCCCGGCAGCCCCCCGAGAAGCCGUCGGCGGCCCCGCUGCUGACCCGGCGGCCGUUCCUGGUGGCCUGGAACGUGCCCACGCAGGACUGCAAGCCCCGCUUCCAGGUGGCCCUGGACUUCAGCAUCUUCGACCUGCAGGCGUCGCCCAACGAGGGCUUCGUGGACCAGAACCUCACCAUCUUCUACAAGGAGCGCCUGGGGCUCUACCCCUACUACACCAGCCAGCGCGUGGCCAUCCACGGCGGCGUGCCCCAGCGCAGCAGCCUGGCCGAGCACCUCGCCCGGCUCCAGGAGGGCAUCGGCAAGUACAUCCGCUCGCCCGCCAAGGAGGGGCUGGCCGUCAUCGACUGGGAGGAGUGGCGGCCCAUCUGGGUGCGCAACUGGAAGCCCAAGGACGUCUACCAGGAGGUGUCGCGGCAGCUGGUGGUGCAGCGGCAGCCCCACCGGUCCCUCGAGGAGGUGAACAAGCAGGCCGUCUUCGAGUUCGAGUCGGCGGCGCGGCAGUUCAUGGUGAGCACGCUGCGCUCGGCCAAGAGCUUCCGCCCCAAGCAGCUCUGGGGCUUCUACCUCUUCCCCGACUGCUACAACCACGACUACAGCAAGAACAAGGAGAGCUACACGGGGCAGUGCCCGGACGUGGAGAAGACGCGCAACGACCAGCUGGCGUGGCUGUGGAGGGAGAGCAUGGCGCUCUACCCCUCCAUCUACCUCGACCCCCUACUGGCCUCCACCCCCAACAGCCGCAAGUUCGUGCGGGCGCGGGUGAUGGAGGCCAUGCGCAUCUCACAGCAGCACCACGACGGCUACAGCCUGCCUGUCUUCGUCUACACCCGGCCCACCUACAUCCGCAAGAUGGACGUGCUCAGCCAGCCGGACCUGAUCUCCACCAUCGGUGAGAGCGCGGCACUGGGUGCGGCCGGGGUCAUCUUCUGGGGUGACGCAGACUACACCAAAAACCGGGAGUCGUGCCAGACCAUCAAGAACUACCUGGAGGGGGACCUGGGCCGCUACAUCGUCAACGUCACGACGGCAGCGCAGCUCUGCAGCACAGUGCUGUGCCAGGGUCAGGGCCGCUGCCUGCGCCAGGACAGCGCCGCCGACGUCUUCUUGCACCUCAACCCCACCAGCUUCCAGCUGCGGCGCCGGGACGCGGAGCACCCCCAGCGCCCCCUCCUCUGGGCCGAGGGCCGCCUGUCCCCCGCCGACACCCGCUUCCUACGGACCAACUUCCGCUGCCACUGCUACCAGGGCUGGCAGGGCAGCGGCUGCCAGCAGCCGGCGGGACCCCGCGGGGGAGCCCCCGGCCCCCCGACGCCCGUGGGACUGGGGGUGCUGCUGCUGCUGCUGCUGUUCCUGGGCUGGCUCUAGCCUCGCCGGACUGCGACGGGGCCCCCCGGCACCCCCUUUCUGCAGCGGUGUAGCGGACCUGUGGGACACUGGCCCUAAAUCGCCUGCUCGGCAGCUUAUUGGGGUGGGGGGGCUGGGGGGUCACCCCUCCCCUGCCCCGGGUGCUGGGGGCUGCUGCC
Messenger RNA from Cygnus atratus (black swan), 1583 nucleotides. RefSeq names its product hyaluronidase 2 (gene HYAL2). Gene Ontology annotation, biological process: carbohydrate metabolic process; hyaluronan catabolic process. Gene Ontology annotation, molecular function: hyalurononglucosaminidase activity; hyaluronoglucuronidase activity. The record is from RefSeq and is a predicted model, not a curated record. The coding region runs from base 1 to 1425 and encodes 474 amino acids. NCBI's taxonomy places the organism in Eukaryota, Metazoa, Chordata, Aves, Anseriformes, Anatidae. The transcript has 3 exons.